GCAGUCAGCUCAGCUGAAGGAGCUAUUUAAGAUUUGGGAAUCGUUUAUAAUCUCACUUGUUGUACUUUUUUAGGAUUUCCUUGGAAACAAGAAACUUUUUUUAAAAUUAACAUAAUGUUGAACCAAAGAUUUGGAUGCUGUCUCAUUCUUCAAAGGUUUUAAGAGGAAGUUUCAAUUGGAAUCUAGCUGCAUGUUAAACAAUGACUUCAGUCACACCAGACAAAUGGGAAAGGGCUUUAAGGGGGAGAAGGAAAAACAAGGAUUGUCACCGAACUAUCUGGUCUAAUCUCAGGUUUCAGGGUACCAGUUGGAAUGAGAAUCCAAACAGUCUGUAUCAAACAAAUGAAAUUAAGACUACCAAGUACACACUGCUAUCCUUUAUUCCAAAGAAUCUAUUUGAACAGUUCCAUCGAUUUGCAAACAUGUAUUUUGUGGCUGUGGCUGCACUGAAUUUUGUGCCUGUGGUCAAUGCCUUUCAACCAGCUGUGGCUAUUAUCCCUAUUUGCAUUAUUCUGGCAAUAACUGCAAUUAAGGACAUUUGGGAGGAUUUUCGGAGAUAUAAAUCGGAUAAGGAGAUAAAUAACAUGAUAUGUCUGGUGUAUAGCAGGAAUGAUAACUGCUACAUUGAGAAAUUCUGGAAAGAUGUCCGAGUUGGAGACUUUGUCAAACUUUUCUGCAAUGAAAUUAUUCCUGCAGAUAUCCUACUUCUCUACUCAUCUGAUCAAAAUGGGAUUUGCCACAUAGAGACUGCUAAUUUGGAUGGAGAGACAAAUUUAAAACAGAGACAAGUGGUCAGAGGCUUUUGCAAUCAGGAAUCUCCAUUUAGCCCAGAAUCAUUCAAAAACACAAUUGUCUGUGAAUCACCUAAUAAUAUUCUCAACAAGUUCAAAGGUUACAUGCAACACCCUAAUGUUCAACGGACAGGAUUUGGAAAUGAAAGUUUACUUCUCCGAGGUUGUACUAUACGUAACACAGAGGAAGCCAUUGGUGUUGUGGUGUAUGCAGGUCACGAGACGAAAGCAAUGUUAAACAACAGUGGUCCUCGUUAUAAACGGAGCAAACUUGAAAGGCGGAUGAACAUCAACGUUUUCUUUUGCGUUGGGAUCCUUUUCAUCAUGUGUCUCAUUGGAGCUUUAGGUUAUGGUAUCUGGUCAUCGAAGUUUGUGUUGAACCAUCCUCUAUUUGAAGUCCCAGAAAAAGAUGGAACUUACAUUUCUCCUGCUCUUGGUGGCUUUUAUAUGUUUUUAACAAUGAUCAUUCUGCUGCAGAUUUUAAUCCCCAUUUCUCUAUAUGUUUCAAUUGAAUUAGUAAAGUUGGGUCAAAUUUUCUUUGUGCAUAAUGACCUUGAUUUAUAUGAUGAAGAUAUUGAUCUACCUGUUCAGUGCCGGGCACUAAACAUCACAGAGGAUCUUGGACAAAUUCAGUAUAUCUUCUCAGACAAAACAGGAACAUUGACUGAAAAUAAAAUGGUAUUUCGAAGGUGUACCAUUGUAGGGAAUGAGUUUUCUCAUCAAGAAAAUGCCAAACGUCUUGAAACAUAUAAAGAAGAGGAUUCUGAUGAAGAGGACUUAAUAAGAAUGCAGAACUUUGCAUUGUAUAAUAUCAAUGAAGGAAACCAGUCCACAGUGAAACACAAAGGAACAAAAGCUUUAAGGCGAUGCCAUAGUGCACGACCAAAUAUUCAAGGACACUUUCGCAAAAAAUCUGAAGGACGUUUUGAUCUUUCUCAAGUGGCAUUCAGCAGUCCAAUUGAAAAAGAUGUGACCCCCGAUCAAAUGUUGUUGAAGAAAGUCAGAGAAGCAUCAGUUCAGAUUGAAGCCUUGUCUUCAGUUAAGGCUCAAAACCGCAAAAAGUCUUCAAAUUCUCCUUACAUUGAUUUCUUCCUUGCUUUAGCCAUUUGCAAUACAGUGGUAGUCUCCACAGCAACUGAACCAAGGCAGAGGGUCACUGGCCCACCAAUGUUUAAACCAGCAGGAACAUCAUUAGACAAGUUCCAACAUCUGUUUCAAAGGCUAAGGUUUUUGACACUGAGUCAGUCAUCUACAUCCACUCAAUCAAACGCCGACCCUGAAACACAUUCAAAGUCAAAGAGCAAUAAAAUAAAGCCAACUUCAGGAUCUGACAUUGUGUCCAGUUCAAGCUGUGGUGAUGCUGAAUUAACAAACCUUGGGAAAAAAGAUGCUUCAAUAAGCCAGACCAGCAGUGACAACUGUUUAGAUGAAAUGUAUGCAAAUAUUUCUCCUUUUAAUAUAGAAGAUGAUUUUUGCUAUGAAGCAGAAAGUCCAGAUGAAGCUGCAUUGGUUCAUGCAGCCAGAGCUUAUAGUUUCACACUCAUGUCCCGUACUCCUGAACAUGUGACUAUAAGGCUUCCACAGGGCACACUUCUCACUUUUGAACUCCUUUAUACAUUGGGAUUUGAUUCAGUCAGAAAAAGAAUGUCAGUGGUAGUUCGUGAUCCGAUAACAAAAGAAAUCAUUGUAUACACUAAGGGAGCUGAUUCAGUGAUCAUGGAUUUAUUAGAUGACCCAUCAAAAGCUAAUAUAAGUGAAGAAAAGAGGUUACGAAAAAUACAGGCAAGAACCCAGAGGCAUCUAGAUUGGUAUGCUAGGGAUGGGCUGAGAACACUCUGCAUAGCUAAAAAGAUUUUAGGUGAAGAGGAAUUUAAACGUUGGUCAAGUUUCCGUGCAGAAGCUGAAGCUGCAAUUGAGAACAGAGAAGAGCUGCUCAUGGAGACUGCACAGCACCUGGAAAAGAACCUUUGUCUAAUAGGGGCAACGGGCAUAGAAGAUCGUCUUCAGGAUGGAGUACCAGAUACCAUUGCUGCCUUAAGAGAAGCUGGCAUAAACAUUUGGGUGCUGACUGGAGAUAAACAGGAAACUGCAAUUAACAUUGCAUAUUCAUGUCAACUUUUAGACCAAAGUGAUACCGUGUUUACAAUCAAUACCGAGAGCAAGGAAACUUGUGAGUCCAUCCUUGACUUCACAUUGGAGGAAAUUAACAAGUUUGCUACUGAAAAAAAGAAGAGAAGCAUCUUUAAAAGACAUAGGGCAGAAAUGUCUCCCGAAGUUGAGACUUCUCCCCCAGAAGUUGGAUUGGUGAUUGAUGGAAAGACUUUAAAUGUCAUCAUUAAUGGUGACCUGCAAACAAAAUUUUUGGAAUUGACAAAAUGCUGUCGUUCAGUUUUAUGCUGUCGGGCUACACCUUUACAAAAGAGCAUGGUGGUCAAAUUAGUACGAGAUACAUUAAAUGUCAUGACCCUUUCCAUAGGAGAUGGUGCAAAUGACGUCAGUAUGAUCCAGGCUGCAGAUGUUGGAAUUGGUAUUUCAGGUCAAGAAGGCAUGCAGGCAGUAAUGUCCAGUGAUUUUGCCAUAUCCCGCUUCAAACAUCUUAAGAAACUUUUGCUAGUUCAUGGUCACUGGUGCUACAGUCGUUUGGCAAAAAUGGUUGUUUAUUUUUUCUACAAAAAUGUGGCCUAUGUGAAUCUGCUCUUCUGGUAUCAAUUUUUUUGCGGAUUUACAGGCGUCGCCAUGAUUGACUACUGGCAGAUGAUCUUCUUCAAUCUUUUCUUUACAUCAGUGCCACCUCUUAUUUUUGGAAUAAUGGACAAGGAUGUCUCAGAGGAAACGCUGAUGAUAUUACCAGAACUUUACAAAACUGGACAGCAGUCACAGUUCUACAAGAUGUCUACCUUUUGGAUUGCUAUAUUAGAUGCCUUUUACCAGAGUCUUGUCUGCUUCUUUGUACCCUAUUUUUCAUACUCUGGCACCAGUAUAGAUAUUCUCUCAUUCAGCACACCUGUCAACACUGCAUCUCUCUUUACAAUCACAUUACAUCUCGCAAUUGAAAUCAAAACAUGGACUUUUCUACAUUGGAUUACUAUAACUGGAAGCAUUAUCAGCUAUUUUGUAUUUUCAUUGGUCUACAAUGCUGUUUGUGUUUUGUGUAAUGAAGGUGCAAACCCUUACUGGAUAAUGGAGACACAGAUGUCCGACCCCACAUUCUAUUUUGUUUGUAUUAUUACAACAGUCAUUGCUCUCUUACCAAGAUUCUUUAUUCAUGCAAUGAAAGGAACCUGUGGUAAAUCUCCUAUAAUUGUGGCUCAGAAGUUAGAUAAACUCAAUAAAGCACAAAGAGAUAUUAAAAUCCAACAAUGGAAAGAGAAAAGUCGAAACUCAUCUACACGGAUGAUUAAUGAUUCAACAGACUUCUACAAUACAAGUGUUCUGCCUGCAACUCCUGAAAAAAUACAAAACAGCUGUACGGUAACAAAUGAGGUCAACAAUUCACCUAGAUCAUGCAACUCCAGAGCUGUAUUCAAUGCCGUUGGACCACCAAAAGGUGUAUCUGACCUCGUAAGAGAACACACAGAAGAUUUUACUAGAGCUAACCAUAGAAGAUCUAUUAGUACAGUUACAGUUUGAGUGUAGAUGCUAUUGGGACAUUUUUUAAAAUGUACCCAAAUUUUAUUUUGUUUGUCUGCUGAUAUACAACCCAUAUUGGGGACAAUUGCAAAUUAUGUAUCUGUCCUUUCAACUGUGAAUGUAUUCUACACCAAUAAAUAUUUGGAUUAAUUUAUAUAAACAAUAUAUGCUUUAAAAAUGAUGGAUCUAAACAAUAAGAUUGUAGACUGUGGCUUAUGUACAUAAAUGUUGUCUAACAAUGUCUUGACAUGAUGCUAUUAUUGACUGUAUUAUUGGCUGUGUACCUUUAUGGAACCUUCUGAAUAUGUGUAUAUAAAUAUAUGAAUUGUAAUGCAUCUUCUUUA
This is a messenger RNA of Pelobates fuscus (common spadefoot toad), 4765 nucleotides long. RefSeq names its product ATPase phospholipid transporting 10B (putative) (gene ATP10B). Gene Ontology annotation, biological process: phospholipid translocation. The record is from RefSeq and is a predicted model, not a curated record. Lineage: Eukaryota; Metazoa; Chordata; Amphibia; Anura; Pelobatidae. Gene Ontology annotation, cellular component: plasma membrane. Gene Ontology annotation, molecular function: ATP binding; ATPase-coupled intramembrane lipid carrier activity; ATP hydrolysis activity. The coding region runs from base 201 to 4421 and encodes 1406 amino acids. The transcript has 21 exons.